GGGAAGGCUCAGCCCUACACUGGCCCAGAGAGCCACGGGGCUGGGAGCCACCAGAGAGAAGGCCAGCUGGGGCGCACCUACCUCCUGCCUGUGAAAGGAGCACACAGAGCCCUCACCCAGCUGAGAAGAUCCAGCUCUGCUACCCGGGCUGCUCUUGCUCCAGCUCUGUAAGUGCUGUCUUCCUCUGGGGUUUUUCCCACAUCCCUAUGAAGUAACUAGGCCACUUGUGUCCCUGUGGGAGCUUUCUGCCAGGAUCUCCCAGCUCUCUCCUCUCCUGGACAAAAAACACCCUCUUCCUGAGCCUCAUCACACCACCUGAGAUGCAGUCCAAAAGACUGUGCUGAGCAGAAACCAGAGCCUCUACUUCCAGCCCACUAGAGCUGUCUCUGAUUCCUGGCAGUCACUGCUCUGGCAGGGACCAAAUGGUCACUAGCUGCUCUUGAACAUCUCUGUGGAGCUUCUGAGGUGCCAGGCCUGUCUGCUGGCUUCCUAGGCCCCAUGGAGACCUGGCGGAAAGGCUCCUUCCGCAAUGCCUCCUUCUUCAAGCGGCUGACCCUGGGGCGGCCAAGGCGACUGCGGCGACAGGGCAGUGAACUUAGCCAGGCCAGCACUGCUGGUGGUGACCAUGAGGAGUAUAGCAAUCGAGAGGUCAUCCGAGAACUGCAAGGGAGGGCGGAUGGCCGGCGACUGCCCCUGUGGGGGGAUGAGCAGCCACGGGCCACUCUGCUGGCCCCACCUAAACCCCCACGUCUUUACCGAGAGAGCUCCAGCUGCCCCAACAUCCUGGAGCCCCCAGCCACCUACACCACCACCUACUCAGCAACCCUGCCCUCUGCACUCUCCCUGGCAGGCCCCCUCCACCAGUUCUCAGAAGAGGACCUUUCAGCCACUUCCCCCUUCCCGAGGACACCUAGUCCAGACCUCAGUGAUCCUUUCUUCUCCUUCAAAGUGGACCUGGGGAUUUCACUUCUGGAGGAAGUUCUACAGAUGCUGCGGGAGCAAUUCCCCAGUGAGCCCCACUGCUGAGCGGGGUGAGGGUGAGCAUAGCUGGGGUGACAGGAGGAGUAGAGCUUGGGGACUCAGGGAAGUAAGGAACAGCCAUGGAUUAAGGAACAGGCAGGGGUAGGAAUCCAGAGCUCUUCAAGUCACCCCAGAAUGGAGGGACAGAGGCCAGCUGGGAACAUUGGGGGUCAUUUUUUGACAGGAACCCUGAAGGAAGCUGGUGAGGCCAGGAAAGGAAGACCACACCCUGCAACCACAGGAACUAGGCAGAGGCCAGAAGGCUACAGGGUGGCACAGGAGCAGACAGGGUGUGGGAGGACACAGGCUGAGCAGAACAUACCAUGCCCUGAACCAGCCUCCUCCAAAGCCUCCAUCAACAGAGGUCAUAGGACACAUUUAGGAAGAACUGAUCCAACCCAGACUGCAAAGGAAAGUGGGGAGGCCUGAGAGGAAAGGGGAGAGAGUUCAAUCUGGUAGCCAUUUGCUACAAAGGCUAUUUAAAUUUCAAUUCAUUGAAGCAAAACAAAGUAGAAAAUUCAGCUCCUCGUCACACUACCAAAUUUAAAUGUUCAGUAGCCACACCUAAUUAAUGGCUACCAUGCUGGACAGAACAGCAUGAGCACUGAAACCACUGGACCAAGGUCCAGGGACAGUGCUGGCUAGACACUGGCCCACAGCCAUCAGCAGCACAGGCAGGGUAAGGGAAGGCUCCACGGUCUGUGAAGGCAGUGUGGGGCUGACAGAGCAGGAGAGGGAGGUAGAGAUCCAAAGGCAAAUGCAGGGAAAAGGCCAAUCAAACCAUUAGCAGAAAAGAGGCCAUGAGAGACUAAACCUGCCCACAGAGCUGCUGGGAACAGUCCCUGUGCUUGAGGAAGCAGCUCCUCCAGGAAGUGCCAGCCACCAGCAGGACGUAACCUGCAAAGGGAUGCUUUGGGGACUGUCCAGAACUACUAGUGAUGGAAGCCUUUGGGAAAUGCUGCAAAAACAGUGGUAAACUUCCUGUUCAGAAGAGGGGAGGACUGGU
Messenger RNA from Castor canadensis (American beaver), 2026 nucleotides. RefSeq names its product chromosome 2 C15orf62 homolog (gene C2H15orf62). Gene Ontology annotation, cellular component: cytoplasm; cytoskeleton; plasma membrane. The record is from RefSeq and is a predicted model, not a curated record. Lineage: Eukaryota; Metazoa; Chordata; Mammalia; Rodentia; Castoridae. Gene Ontology annotation, biological process: Rho protein signal transduction; positive regulation of pseudopodium assembly; regulation of cell shape. Gene Ontology annotation, molecular function: small GTPase binding.